Solanum dulcamara is the source of this 1693-nucleotide messenger RNA. RefSeq names its product mitogen-activated protein kinase kinase kinase 18-like. Gene Ontology annotation, biological process: protein phosphorylation. The transcript has a single exon. NCBI's taxonomy places the organism in Eukaryota, Viridiplantae, Streptophyta, Magnoliopsida, Solanales, Solanaceae. Bases 73 to 1098 code for a protein of 341 amino acids. Gene Ontology annotation, molecular function: protein kinase activity; ATP binding. The record is from RefSeq and is a predicted model, not a curated record.
UUCAAAACAAACCAAAAACACAACUCUUGUUUCUAAAAUUCUUAAAUUUCCUACCAAUUUACUUCUUCUAAAAUGGAUUGGAUCAGAGGUAGUACUAUAGGCCACGGCUCCACCGCCUCCGUCUCCUUCGCCAAGUCAUGCUUUUCCGAUGAUAUUUUUGCUGUUAAGUCAGUAGAGCUAUCCCAGUCGCAGUUAUUACAAAAGGAGCAGAAAAUUCUGUCCGAAUUGAGCUCUCCUUAUAUAGUUAGCUACAAGGGGUACGAUGUUACGAAAGAGAACGCUAAACACAUGUUUAAUCUUAUGAUGGAGUACAUGCCGAACGGUACACUUUCCGAUGAAAUUCGGAAACAGGGUGGCCGGAUAAACGAGCCGUUGAUUGGGUAUUACACGAAGCAAAUUGUACACGGACUAGAGUACCUACAUUCAAGGAACAUAGCACACUGUGAUAUAAAGGAGCACAACAUUUUGUUAGGAAAAACCGGUGCCAAAAUUGCCGAUUUUGGAUGUGCCAGGUGGAUUGAUCCGACGGAGAGGGACGGUGGUAGGGCGGCUUCUUCCACUGAGCCAAUUGGAGGAACGCCGAUGUUCAUGGCACCAGAGGUGGCGCGUGGGGAAGAACAGGGGUGUCCUGCUGAUAUUUGGGGAUUGGGAUGUACAAUUAUUGAAAUGUCCACUGGUGGAUCAGCAUGGACUAAUGUGACAAACGCGGCGUCAUUACUUUACAGAAUUGCAUUUUCUGGGGAAUCCCCUGAAAUUCCAAAAUUCCUGUCCUUACAAGCAAGAAAUUUCUUAAGCAAAUGCUUGAGAAGAGAUCCAAAAGAAAGAUGGACAGCUAAACAACUCCUCAAGCAUCCAUUUCUUGAGGAAGAUUCUAAUUCUAAUUGGACGGCAAAUCAAGAUUUUGUGACAGACUCCCCAACAAGCAUUCUUGAUCAAGACAUAUGGAAUGAAUCAGAAAUUGUGGAUUAUACAAUAUUACAAACAGUUAGCUCUCCUCUACAAAGAAUAAGAGAUUUGCGUUCAAAUUCAGGAGAAUCGAAAUGGAGAUGGAAUGAUGAUCAGAGAUGGAUCACAGUUAGAAGCGGCUGUAGUGAAUAAUUUUGUUUAUGAAAUAAUUACAGCAGAACGCGAAGGAGAAAGUAUCACAUUGAAGAAGAAUUGGACCUCUUGAAAAUCCUCUCAUUGUCGGGGCAAAGAAUGGUUGCGAGUUCACUAUUAAGGGUAGACCCGAAUUCAGAAAAGUGACUUCUCCUCUCUUCUCGUGAUCAUUAGUGUCCCAUUUUUGAGUUUAACUUAUAUACACUGACCACAUAUAAACUUUGUUUUUUACACGAUGUAAAAAAAACAUUAGUGAAAUUAAGGCAAUAACCAAACUUGAAAGUAAAAUAAAUAAGAAACCUCUUUUCAUUCGAUUGAAACAAAAGGUUUUUAAACCUCAAAAAAAAUAAAAUUGAUUAGAUAUAGAUUUGGUGGUCUGGAGCCCCCAACUCCAUAUCUUCAUAAAAAAUUAAAAUGGUCCCAUAAAGAUUGUCUAUUAGAUUUCUUGGGGCAAAUAUAUUAUAUUACCACGAAAUUAAUUAAACUGCUUUGCAAGAUAUUGUCACAGCAUUGAAGAUUCUUUUAAGAGUUUAGGUUUGUGGAUUUAAGGUUAUCUUUGGAAGGAAAAUAAGGUUAAUUUUUUUUUUCUUGAUCA